Trichophyton rubrum CBS 118892 is the source of this 2725-nucleotide messenger RNA. RefSeq lists its product as uncharacterized. Gene Ontology annotation, cellular component: nucleolus. Gene Ontology annotation, molecular function: mRNA binding. The record is from RefSeq and is a predicted model, not a curated record. Lineage: Eukaryota; Fungi; Ascomycota; Eurotiomycetes; Onygenales; Arthrodermataceae. Gene Ontology annotation, biological process: regulation of translation. Bases 33 to 2015 code for a protein of 660 amino acids. The transcript has 2 exons.
UUUGGGGGAUUUUUGCGACUGGAAUAUACACGAUGGCGGGGGUAAAGCGCAGGACCGAUACCACAGAGGCCUCCCUCAGCAAAAGAACCAAGUCGAAGUCGUCGGCGAAGCCGGUCGAAGUGAAGGGCAAGUCCAAGACAAAGGCCGCAAAGGUGGUGGAGGUGGACAGCGAUGAGGAUAUGCUAGAUGAUGACGACGUUGAUGAGGACGACGAGGACGGCGAUGAAGAGGAUGAAGAAAUGGAGGAGGAGGAGGAAUUGAGCAAUGAGUCUGAGAAAGACGCCGCAAAGGGCAACGGCAAUGCCAAUGGCAAUGCAGAAAACAAAACAAGCACAUCCAGAGAGUCCCAUGCAAAGCAAAAAGCGCUUGCACAAGAGCGCAAAGCCGCCAGGCCCAAUGCCGAUGCCAUUGCGCGCACAAAGAAGAUCUGGGAAAGACUACGGCGGAAAUCCCAUGUGCCUCGCGAAGAGCGCAAGAAGCUGGUCGCCGAACUAUACGGCAUCAUAACAGGCCGAGUAAAGGACUUUGUUUUCAAGCACGACUCUGUCCGAGUUAUCCAGACCGCGCUCAAGUAUGCGAACCUGGAGCAGCGCAAGAACAUUGCUGUCGAGCUGAAGGGCGACUACCGGAGUUUGGCAGAGAGCAAGUACGCAAAGUUCUUGCUUGGAAAGUUGCUUGUACAUGGAGAUGCAGAGAUCCGGGACCUGAUCAUACCAGAGUUCUUUGGCCAUGUGAAGAGGCUUAUCCGGCAUCCAGAGGCCUCGUGGAUCUUGGACGAUAUCUACCGAACCGUGGCCACACCGGUGCAGAAGCACAAGCUGCUUCGAGAAUGGUACGGGAUGGAGUUUACGCUUAUGAAAGACGAGAUUAGUGAUGAGACCCCGUCGCUACCUGAAAUCCUGGAGAAAAGUCCUGAGAAGCGUGCGCCCAUCCUACAGCAUCUCCAUGGGAUGAUAAACCAGCUUAUCCAAAAGAAGACUACGGGCUUCACCAUGUUGCAUGAUGCAAUGCUGCAGUACUUCCUCAGCACGAAGCCCGGCAGUGAGGAAGCAACCGAGUUCAUUGAGCUGCUCAAGGGAGACGAAGAAGGGGACCUAGCUAAGAAUUUGGCAUUUACCAAAUCUGGUGCCAGGCUGAUGUGUCUGGCGCUGGCGUACUCGAAUGCCAAAGAUCGAAAGCUGCUGCUGCGAAUGUACCGUGAUACAGUGAAGCUGAUGUCUGGAGACGUCCACGGCCACACUGUGCUCUUGGUCGCGUACGAGGUUGUGGAUGAUACCAAGUUGACUCAGAAGCUACUGCUGUCGGAGCUGCUUACCCAGGACGACCUGGUACCGCGGGCCAACGACCAGCUGGCUCGCAUUCCCAUUCUCUAUUCGUUUGCCGGCAAGAAGAACGGGUGGCUGAUUACAGAUACAGACCGCCAGAUCCUCGAUGAAGUGUGUGAGAUUCGAUCACAGACAUCCAAGAAGGAUCCCGAGAUCCGUCAACGAGAGCUUGUCAGUGCGGCCUCUCCGGCUCUGCUCGAAUGCAUUGCCAACAACGCUGCUGCCCUGGCCGAGACCAGCUUUGGAGCCCGGUUUAUCACCGAGGUCCUUUUCGACAGCACCGGUGACAAAACAGCUGCUCUCGAGGCUGUGGCGGGCCUGGCAGAGGCAGAGGGCGAUGUCCUCAAGUCACCCAACGCCGGCCGGAUGCUCAAGGCCCUCGUCCAGGGAGGACGGUUCAACAAUGCUACCAAGAAGGUAGAGCCCGUCCAGCCUCCGCUCAACUUUGCGUGCCUUCUCUACAAGCACAUCAAGGAUAACGUGCAGUCGUGGGCCACCGAGUGGAAUCCCUUUGUCGUUGUUGCCCUGCUGGAGUCCGAGGAGUUUGACAAGCAAGACGAGCUGGCCGCUACCCUGAAGAAGAGCAAGAAGCAGCUAACAGAGCUGGCGAGCAAGCCCAGGGGAGACGGAGAGGAGAAACGAGACCCUGCCAGCAGCGCUGCAAAGCUGCUCCUUGAGAAAAUUGCCUGAAUAGUGAACAAACCACCGCUGUCAUGCCGUGCUCCAAUAAUAAUAUAUGCCCCUGCUCUGUCAUACAUACCCUUGGGGCAGCAACUGAUACAACAACAACAACGACCACCACCACCACCACCACCACAAACAGCCUCUCUCCCCUUUGAAGCUCGCCGGCGCUUUUCUCUCUCUUUUUCUCUCUCUCCCUUUCCAUCCAUCCCUUGGCCGCCCCAGGCUGACCCAGGGGCAUCCAUACACACUCUCGUGUGCGCCUCCACAAAAAGCAAAAAAGGGGCAAGGAAAAAGAAAUAACACUGUAGAAAAUAUUACGAAAAAUAAUGGACAAAGGAAAUUAAAGCACACACAAACCGAUCGAGAGAAUCGCAGGGGGAAGGCAAAAAGCGCAUCCCGUAGACGUCAUGCCUUGUCAGUUCUUCUCGUCUGCCGUCUCGUCGUCCCUGGGGUGUUUGUUUGUAUAUACAGAGUACGGAGUAGAGCAGCAAAAGAGCCCAACGCCACCGCAUGGAGAGCAAAUAUAGACAGUCAACUAAUAAUAAAUCGAAUAGUCCACCGGGCCAUGGAGCAAACUAAGCCCUACUACCUCCGUGCUUCUUCUUAUUCUUCUUCCUCUGCUGCCGCGAUCUCCUCUGCGUCCUUUUCCCUGUCCUUAACAACCAAGAGAACCGGAUCUCCUGCCGCUGGUCCUUGCUAUCCCGGCCGUCCCGUCC